Messenger RNA from Anopheles merus, 935 nucleotides. Its product is annotated as venom allergen 3-like. The transcript is spliced from 3 exons. Lineage: Eukaryota; Metazoa; Arthropoda; Insecta; Diptera; Culicidae. Bases 45 to 848 code for a protein of 267 amino acids. The record is from RefSeq and is a predicted model, not a curated record.
UUACGUAUUCGUAGAUCGCCGCUCAACCCGUACACACGACGACGAUGCAUUAUUCAUCAUCCAGCACACUGGCCCUACUGUUUCUCGCGCUCGUCCGCAACAGCCACCAGCAGUCCUGGAACUACUACUGUGAGGCGGACUUUUGCGAGCCGGGGCUGAAAAACGUUGGCUGUGAUCCACCACCCGCAGAAGGGGGGCCAGCCUGCAGUGGAAAGCAGGCCGAAAGUGUGAACUUCAACUUUGUCGUACAGGCGGCAAUUGUGAACGAGCAUAAUCGACUGCGCUCCCUGCUGGCCACGGGCCGGUUGGGUAAGUUUGCUCCCGCUUCCCGCAUGCCGCAGCUCGUGUGGGACAUUGAGCUGGCGAACCAAGCCGAACGCAACGUGCGCUCGUGUGUCUACGGGCACGAUGAGUGUCGCAAUACGGCCCAGUUCCGGUUCGUGGGCCAGAACAUUGCCAUCGUUCGCUAUUCCGGCCCGCGGAAAAGUGUGCUGGAGCUGUUGCACGAGGAAAUAUAUGGCUGGUGGAGUGAGGCUAACGGUACGACGCAAGCCAACCUCAGGCGAUUUCCCUCCGAAGAGCCGUUAUCGCAAAUCGGACACUUCACGCAGAUGGUUAGCGAUCGGACGUGGAAAAUGGGCUGUGCCGCCCAACAGUGGACCGAGAACAAGGUGUUCAACGUGCUUUACUUCGUGUGUAACUACUCUUUCACCAACAUGGUAGGCGAACCGGUGUAUGUGGCGGGGCCUCCAGCGUCUCGAUGUGCCACUGGGGAAGAUAAACUGUAUCCCGGGCUGUGUUUGAAAUCGGAGCGAAUUUAUUCCACACCCUUUGCGGUUGUUAACUAAUCGUGUAAUCGUUUUGCUAGACAUUUCUUAUAUUUAUGUUAGUGUUUAGAUUUUAUUUUUCGAUAAAAAAAAAUAUACUGCCCUCUU